Messenger RNA from Tupaia belangeri chinensis (Chinese tree shrew), 1069 nucleotides. It is a transcript of the gene CRH, whose product is annotated as corticotropin releasing hormone. Gene Ontology annotation, biological process: positive regulation of cortisol secretion; negative regulation of glucagon secretion; negative regulation of epinephrine secretion. Gene Ontology annotation, molecular function: corticotropin-releasing hormone activity. NCBI's taxonomy places the organism in Eukaryota, Metazoa, Chordata, Mammalia, Scandentia, Tupaiidae. Gene Ontology annotation, cellular component: extracellular region. The coding region runs from base 323 to 985 and encodes 220 amino acids. The transcript is spliced from 3 exons. The record is from RefSeq and is a predicted model, not a curated record.
GAAGGAUACAGAGAAAAGCUUUAUUAUCAUAAUGUCAGUUAAGAUUUAUCAAGUGCCCAAGAGAGCACAGGGCUCCGUAUAGCACAGAGAAUGGCACGACCUUGUCAACAUCCAGAAAUGCUGGGCCACUGGCCAAAUGAGGGGGAGAAUUGUGCGGUUCCCAAUCAUCAGUGAGGCCUUCAUGCUGGAUGCAGUGACUCCCAAACCUGGCUGUGCAUCAGCUCCCCAAUCCCGGACGUACAGAUUCUGCAGGAAUUUAAUUGAGGGCUGGCCCUGGGCCAUACACUGUGCCAUGUGCCGAUGAGCUCCGGUCCACACUCGGAUGAGCAGGAAGGACACAAUCUUACUCCCAGGAACCCAGCAGAUGAACAGGAGAAAAGCAAGCGCCCCCAGCAUGCGACUGCCGAUGCUCGUGUCCGCGGGCGUCCUGCUGGUGGCUCUCCUGCCCUGUCCGCCGUGCAGGGCCCUCCUCAGCCGGGGACCCGUACCAGGUGCCCGGCAGGCCCCGCGGUCCCUGCAGCCCCUGGAUUUCUUCCAGCCGCCGCCUAAGUCCGAGCAGCCCCAGAAGCCGCAGCCUCAGCCGGUCCUGCUCCGCAAGGGAGAGGAAUACUUCCUCCGCCUGGGAAACCUCAACAAAAGCCCAGACGCUCUCCUGUCGCCGGUUUCCUCACCCCUCUCCGGGGGCAGGAGCAGCAACCCCUCGCGGGACCAGACGGCCACCAACUUUUUCCGCGAGUUGCUGCAGCAGCGGCAGCUGCCUCGGCGCACGCUCGACAGCCCCGCUGGUCUCACCAAGCGCGGCACCGAGCACGUCCUCGGCGGCCACCAGGAGGCACCGGAGAGGGAGAGGCGGUCGGAGGAGCCUCCCAUCUCCCUGGAUCUCACCUUCCACCUUCUCCGGGAAGUCUUGGAAAUGGCCAGGGCAGAGCAAUUAGCGCAGCAAGCUCACAGCAACAGGAAACUGAUGGAGAUGAUUGGGAAAUGAAACGGUGCGUUUGGCCAAAAAGAUUCUGCUUUUAGCACACAAAAAAAUUAUAAAAAAAAAUACAGUAUUCUGUACCAUAGUGCU